UACAAAGCAAACAUUUCGAGAGACAGAAAUAGUGCUGAUAUUAAGUUCAGAGAUAAGGACGCAAAUGCAAAGUCGCAGGGGGACAUCUCACCUGUUGAAGAAGGGAAAUCCCGAAUGACGUCAUCCUGAUCAUGUGACUGAGCAAAGAGUCGAAAAUGGCCGCCAAACAUGAAAGGACGGGGUCGGAUUAGUCGUCCCAAAAUUCUGAAUGUUUUUCUGUUGUAGUUAGAACAUAUGAACAAUUGAGGCUACGGGAAUAUGGGGAAACAGGCAAGCAAACAGCUUGGAUCCAAUGAAGUGAAGGAUCUGAUGUCGUGCACAUAUUUUGACAAAAAGGAAAUUAGGCAGUGGUACAGAGAUUUCAUGAAGGAUUGUCCCAGUGGUGUGUUGAGGAAAGAGGAAUUCCAGACUAUAUAUCAACAGUUCUUUCCUCAUGGGGACCCCAGCAAAUUUGCCAAUUUUGUCUUCAAUGUGUUUGAUGCAAAUAAGGAUGGUCACAUCAAUUUUAAAGAAUUUAUCUGUGCCUUGUCAGUGACUUCUAGAGGUACUCUGGAUGAGAAACUGGACUGGGCAUUCAACCUGUACGACGUGGACCAGGACGGUUACAUCACCAAGGCAGAGAUGGUGAACAUCGUAGAUGCUAUCUACAGUAUGGUGGGGAACAUGUUGGACCUGCCGAAAGAUGAAGAUACACCUGAAAAAAGGGUGGAGAAAAUAUUUGCACAAAUGGAUAAGAAUCAUGACGGGAAAUUAUCAAAAGAUGAAUUCCGUGAGGGUUCUAAGUGUGACCCGUGGAUAGUCCAGGCAUUGUCCAUGGAGAUGCCGGCCGGAAGAUGACCUCUCCUCUCCUAGCUUCCAGAUUGUAUCAUUUCAGGCGGACUUGGAACUAGGUUAACUUAAUCUGGAAGGAUACUAAUGGAGAUCAUCCAAGAUAGCCCAAAUCUCGUGACUUAGCAAAAAGUGGGACAAGAUUUUGUGGGAUUUGGAAUAGAGAGGGUGUCUGAAAUAAUGAGAGGCGAGCAAGUGCAGUGCGGCAAUAAAUACAAGCUGACAUAAUUCAUCCAUGGAUAUUUUUUGUUUGUUUUCUCCAAGGUUCUGUUGAGUUAGUCUUUGGCACAACAUCGUUUUUUUUCUUUUUUUUUUCCAUGUUUUGUAUUGUUUUCCAAGACAGCAUGCCCAGCACGUAGAAGUUUUCCCUUACUGCUCAUAGCUAACCAUCCACUCUUCAUGUGAUGUCUCACAUGUUUUCUAGUUUCCUAUGACAUCACACAGAGCCGACAGCCUCAUUUUAGGCCAUCUCGAAUGAUUUCCCUUAAGGUCUUUGGUUGCCCAGAUUAUAAGCUGGGGUAUCUCCUUGACAACUGCACCAACCAUGGUGCAUUAGUUGCCAGAUAGGGGGUAUAUAUCCUUACUGACAAUCCAGGGCUCUGUAACUCGAAAGCAUUGGGAAUUGAGAACGAGCGCAAGCGUCUCUAUUCCAUAACUCGGGAUUUACUCACCCCAUAUAGGCCUUAAUAGCCUCAAAAUAAAAGACAAUUCGCAAUACGCGAUGGUUUCGAGUUAUGGAGCCCAGGUGUCUGUAUUUAGUCAUUUUAUACUUAGUGUCCCUUACUAGUACUAAAUUUAUUCACAAUUUUUCUUCUCACUUUGACCAAAAAUUAUCUUUAUUGAAGGUGUUAUUCAAUGUUAUUAACAUGAUAAAUGUGGAUUUAUAUCAUUUUGGUUAGUGUAACUAUGAUAUUUCCAGUCAUCUGCAGUCCACACAGGUGUCCCUGGACAGAUUUGAGCAUUGUGAAAUAUUUCUUGUCAUCUUAUUUGUU
This is a messenger RNA of Lingula anatina, 1820 nucleotides long. RefSeq names its product neuronal calcium sensor 1. NCBI's taxonomy places the organism in Eukaryota, Metazoa, Brachiopoda, Lingulata, Lingulida, Lingulidae. The record is from RefSeq and is a predicted model, not a curated record. Gene Ontology annotation, molecular function: calcium ion binding.